AUGAAGAUCGUAGAUAGCGUGGGUGUUACCUACGUUUGCGAGGCAUGCCCACCUGGUCAGCAGCAAAGAGGGGCUGGUGCUGUGGUUUGCGAGCCCUGCCCUUUGGGAACAUCGAAAGGUUAUCAAUCGAUUGAGAACUGUGCGCCGUGCCAGGCAGGUAAGUACCAAGACCAAGAAGGAACCCUGAUGUGCAAAGACUGUCCAAACAGCACCACCACAGUGCUUUUGGGAGUCACCAUGUUAUCGGAUUGUGUUUGCAAGGAAGGAACCAUGGACGUAAAUGACGCUGGGCAAAGCACGUUUGCUGUUUCCAAGGAAUGUGUCGAGUGCACAGAAGGCAUACGAUGCCCUGAUGGUGCCACACUCAAAGGGCUGCAGGUUGGGCAGAAUGUGACUGGGUUUUCUGGCCCAGCAAUCUUGGAGGGUUACUUCAGCUGGUCAAAAGAACCUCUCAGCAUUUACAAAUGCCCUGAGCCCUUUUGUCCAGGAGGUCGUCCAGGUACUUGCCAAGGUGGCAGAUUAGGUCCUACUUGUUCGGAAUGCGCGGCCGGAAUGUAUUGGGCAAAUGACCAAUGCACUGUUUGCGAAGUACCACUGAAAGUCACUUGGUUUGUGGCCAUUGUGGCGGCUUUUGUACUGAUGAUAGCCGCGUACUAUGGCACAGACCCACGCUACAGGGCUCGUGCCACGGUGAAGGAAUGCAUGUCAAUAGGGACAGAUUUGAUGCUAGCCUUUGUGCAAAACUUGGGCAUCCUCAGUGCAGUACAAGUUCCAUGGCCUGGCGAGUUGAGAGUGCUCUUCGAGUUUUCUUCGAUUUUUGUUCUCAAUCUCAAGGCCAUGGGUUUCAACUGCGCCUCGCAUGGCGACAUGCAGCAAUACGUUCUGUGUGCGGGUGUAUUUCUGGCAGUUACUGGGACUUUGCCAACGUUGGGUGCCCUCUCUCACUUCCUUCCGAGUUUGAAACGCCGCGAUUUGUCGUGGAACUUCUACAAAACAAUUUGCGUCACUGGGAAGUUCUUGCAGUCUGGCUUCACUACACUGUGCAACAUUGGCAUGGUGCCCUUCAUGUGUUUUCUACACCCGAACGGUACGCACAGUAUUUUGAAGUAUCCAAACACGUUUUGCAACAGUUCAGAGCACUGGGCCAUGCAAAUUGGAGGCACUGUGGUGCUCCUCUUGGCAAUGACCCACUUUAUCGUUUGCGCUUGGGCAUGCCACCAAGCACCUGUGUGGUCUAGAUCAACUCCGCAUCGACUCGUUGGUAUUGGUUUUCUUUUGGCAAACUACCGACCAUCUACCUGGUGGUUUGGUUUGACGCUUCUGAUCCGGGGCCCUUUGCUAUCGUUCCCAGCUGUGGUUGCCACCAAUUCACCAGGCAUCAAUCUCACCAUGAUGUUCUUUGUGUUGCAAAUAUCUUUUGCUUUGCAGCUCUAUUUCUUGCCGUGGAAAGCACCCAUUCUCAACAUCGUCGACGCAACAGCAACCAGCCUCUUCCUCAUGUUGCUUGCAAUCUCAUUGCAUUUGGAAGAUGCUAAUCGUUCCCUGGUGGUGCUAGAAUUGGUGGGAGUUGGUGUUUACUACGUAAGCAUCGGCGUCAUUGCGUGCGUUUGGUUUGUCUCUUUGGCCCUCCUGGCAUGGCAGCGCUGCUUUGCUGCAAGGAGGGAGCCAAAGAUUGUCAACUUAGGGGCGUUGCCGGAUGCCAACGACGUGCUCUCUGCCAUUGAGUUGGUCACAAUGAGCUUGGCACAAAAGACGGACAAGCAAAAGGAGUUCCUCCUCAAGAAAAUGUCCUUUGAAAUCUCUGCCUAUGAUUUGCGUAUUGUGGGUCAGGCUUUGGACAUUCUGUUUGACGAUUGCGAACUUCGCCCUGUCAGUCAGAGCGCUGCUGGAGCUACCGCCCGCCUUGCUGCUAAGCGGAUGAGCCAAAUGACCAGGAGGAGUAUCACGUAUCUUCGGCCGUCUUUGCAAAAAGAGUUGGAGGAGGAGGCCCAGGAGGUGCAUGCUGACACCAGGAUAGUUGGGGCAGCUGGUGCGCUUGAAGAGCAGCCUGAGGGGGUUGACGCGGAGGUUGAGGUCCGCCAGGUCCACAGUUUCAAUAGCUCAAUCUCUUCCUUUCGAGACGACGCUCUUUGA
Messenger RNA from Durusdinium trenchii, 2133 nucleotides. The record is from the annotation of a GenBank genome assembly. Lineage: Eukaryota; Dinophyceae; Suessiales; Symbiodiniaceae.